CCAUGCAUGAACCGUUCAUAAAAUCGGUAACAAUUAACACUAUAAAUACCAUCUCACCCAUCUUCACUUUCACUCAUCACCAAAGCAAACAAAAAAGCAUAACAUUACUAUUAGACACAAAAAAAUCAAAGUAAGGAAAAACUAUUCAAAGAAAUUAACAAAAUGAUGAAGAUGAUGAAAAGUUUAGCGAUGAUCGUUAUGGUGAUCAUGGCCGCUAUGGUGGGAACAUCAAUGGGGCAGGCAGGUGGAUGUGGGCCCAGCCGCAGUUGCCCACCGGGACUGUGUUGUAGCAGAUUCAAUUACUGUGGUUCUGGACCUGCAUAUUGUGGCCGCGCCACUCCUGAGCAAGAGUCUGAAGCCCUUGCCCGUGACAUUGCUGCCCAUACUCAACAGAUUCUUGCUGCUGCUGCUGCUGCUUCCGCUGCUGCUGUUAAACCUACAGCUCCUUGAUCGGAUCGGAGUUCAUGCUGAAAGAUAAGAUGUCAGUGGGUCGGGUUUCGUGAAGAGCAAAGUCUUUUUGCUUUCUAAUAAUAGUGUAGACUAGUAAUUAAGCACGUACGUUCGCUACGUCGCUACUAUGAAUAACUUCCUAUGGAAGUACUUUCCUAAGUUGUGAUAGUGGCUUUGUUGUAUACGAAUAAUACGUGUACCGGCCUGUUUCAUGUAUUUCGUAGGUUAUACACCCAUCACCUAUGUUAUGUUAUGCUAGUGUUAAUCUACGUAUUCUUAUGUGCAUGUUACGUUUCAAUAUGAUAAAAAAUAAUAGUC
Molecule: messenger RNA, 768 nt
Organism: Spinacia oleracea (spinach)
Lineage: Eukaryota; Viridiplantae; Streptophyta; Magnoliopsida; Caryophyllales; Amaranthaceae
Product: antimicrobial peptide Ar-AMP-like
Exons: 1
Coding region: 163-450 (95 amino acids)
Molecular function (GO): chitin binding
Source: RefSeq, a predicted model, not a curated record